UCAAAAAACAUAUUAUGUAAUUAUUUAUGUAGUAUGUAAUAAAAUAAAAUAAAAUUCAAACAUACUAUUGAUACAAAAUAAAUCUUAUAAAAAUAUAUUAACGGCAAACAGUACAUAUGUACAUAAACAGUGAUUCUUUGGAGGGGAGAACAUACCUAACCCUUAAAAUUUAAAUUAAACAUGGCGCGUCAAAGUGUUAAUGUAGAUUAUGAAAAAAUGCAUAAUUUGUUAGAUAAUAAAAAUAUUGACUUGGAUAAUUGCAGAAAGUUAAUUAAAUCGUAUAUUGAUCUGCAUUUAUACAGUGCAGCUUUGUUUUGGGCAGAUAAAGUUGUUUCAUUAAGUAAUGAAGAUCCUAAGGAUAUAUGUACGUUAGCUCAUUGUAUGUAUCUAAUGAAACAGUAUCAUAGAGCUGCACACCUUAUUAGAAACAAAGGACUAGAAAAGACAGAUGUAAUGUGCCAUUAUUUAACAGUAAGAAGUCUCUUAGAAGCAAAAGAAUAUAAUGAAGCAUUGCAAGUCAUUAAAGAAUCAGAGAUAUGUACAAACAUAACACAAUCAGGUUUUACAGAUCGUACUGAUAUAUUUGAAGAUGCUCCAAAAAAUGUACAAAGUUCAAUAUUGUAUGUAAAAGGAAGGGUGUAUGAAGCUAUGAAUAAUCAAGCAGUUGCAACUGAUUGCUACAAACAAGCUUUACAUUGUGAUGUUUAUUCCUAUCAAGCAUUUGAAGCAUUAGUUCAAAAUCAAAUGCUUUCAGCUUCUGAAGAAAAAGAACUACUGGAAUCUCUUCCAUUUAGUGAGCAAUGCACAGAAGCUGAAGCAGAGCUUUUACGGUUAUUGUAUGAAAGUAAACUAAAGAAAUAUCAAGAACCAAAUAAGAAACAAUCACUUGUAACUUGUAGUGUAAUGGGAGUUCUUGUCACAGAUAGAUUAUUAGAUAAUCUGGACAUGGAAGUUGCAGAAGCAGAAAGAUUAUAUUAUAACUGUGAUUAUCAUAAAUGCUUCUCACUUACAGAACGAAUAUUAAAAAAAGACCCUUACCAUAAUUCAUGUUUACCAAUACAUAUUGCUUGUUUAGUAGAACUAAAAAAGACUAAUGCUUUAUUUUAUUUGGCACAUAAGUUAGUUGAUUUAUACCCAGACAUGGCCUUAGCAUGGUUUGCAGUUGGAUGUUAUUAUUAUAGCAUAGGUAAAAGUGAUCCAGCUCGAAGAUAUUUAGCAAAAGCUACUGCCUUAGAUAAAUUAUUUGGUCCUGCUUGGUUAGCUUAUGGGCAUUCCUUUGCAGUAGAGAAUGAACAUGAUCAGGCAAUGGCUGCUUAUUUUAGAGCAUCUCAGUUAAUGAAAGGGUGUCAUCUGCCACUUUUAUACAUUGGACUUGAAUGUGGCUUAACAAAUAAUCUCAAAUUGGCUGAUAAGUUUUUCCAACAGGCUCAAGGAAUAGCUGCAAAUGACCCAUUUGUUAUACAUGAAAUGGGAGUUAUAUCUUUUUAUAAUUUAGAUUACAAAACUGCUGAACGGCAAUUUAAGGAAGCCAUGAAAAGAAUUCAAGGUGGUCUGAAGGAUGUUAUUCUACCUAGUAAAUGGGAAGCACUUCUGAAUAAUUUGGGUCACACUUGUAGAAAAAUGAAGAAAUAUGAAGAAGCAUUGGAAUAUCAUCAACAGGCAUUGGUAUUAAAUCCAUUGAAUCCAUCAACAUACUCUGCAGUAGGUUUUAUUCAUGCAUUGAUGGGAAACACACAGGAAGCUGUUGAUGCUUUUCACAGAGCACUUGGUCUAAGAAGGGAUGACACAUUUACAACAACUAUGUUAACUUAUUGUAUGGAACAACUCAUAGAGGAAUCACCUCCAUAUCCGGAUGCUCCUGUCGAGAUUCCGAAGUAUAAAUUUCCUGAAGUUAGACAUCAGGAAACAGACAAUACAGGGACGUUGGAGAGUGGAAAUAAUAUAACCGGACCAGCUAAUCAAGAUAUUGAUAAACUAAGAGUAAAUCUAUUUUCUGGAUGGGGAGAAGAUUCAAGUAAAACUGAAGACAAUACUUCUGAUAAAGUAGAUCACAAUCCACGAGAGGUUGUCGUAAAUUAUUCCAGUGAUAUCAGUUCCGAAGUUGAAAUGUUGGAUUCGUCGACUGCACAUAUAGAAUAAAGAAUGUAUGAAAUAAACAAUUUUUUAUAUAAUGAAUAGAAUUUUGGCUAUGUAAUAAAGCAAUGAUUUUUGCUUCAAAAA
Molecule: messenger RNA, 2220 nt
Organism: Osmia lignaria (orchard mason bee)
Lineage: Eukaryota; Metazoa; Arthropoda; Insecta; Hymenoptera; Megachilidae
Gene: Cdc16
Product: cell division cycle protein 16
Biological process (GO): positive regulation of mitotic metaphase/anaphase transition; cell division; anaphase-promoting complex-dependent catabolic process
Cellular component (GO): anaphase-promoting complex; cytoplasm
Molecular function (GO): protein binding
Source: RefSeq, a predicted model, not a curated record